Cercospora beticola is the source of this 2804-nucleotide messenger RNA. Its product is annotated as beta-glucosidase. Gene Ontology annotation, biological process: glucan catabolic process. Lineage: Eukaryota; Fungi; Ascomycota; Dothideomycetes; Mycosphaerellales; Mycosphaerellaceae. Gene Ontology annotation, molecular function: beta-glucosidase activity. The record is from RefSeq and is a predicted model, not a curated record.
AUGUUGUCCAAAGCCGUGCUCGGCGCCGUUCUGGCCGCCGUUGCUGGCAGUUUAGCUCAAGAAGGCAAUGAUACCGCACCUUUCCCAGAUACUACAUAUCCAGAUGCUAUAUCGCCAGACCCGGCUGUUGCAGAAGGCACACGGUCAAACCAGACAUCUCCACCCAAGUACCCCUCGCCAUGGAGCAGUGGCCUGGGCGACUGGGAGGCAGCAUACAAGACGGCAACUGAGAUCGUUUCCCAGCUGACUCUCGAGGAGAAGGUCAACAUUACCACAGGCAAGCCGCCCAUUUCUGCCGUGCAUUCUUCAGCUAACAAUUUCAAGGCAGACUCGCCUACCGGCAUGCGUUACACUGAUUUCGUAUCUGUGUUCCCAUCUGGCGUCAACGUUGGUGCGACUUGGAGCAAAGCUCUAGCGCACGCCAGAGGUGUGGCAAUGGCCGAAGAGUUCCGCGACAAAGGUGUCAAUGGAUUCCUUGGUCCUGUUGCUGGUCCUAUUGGGCGUUCGCCAGCAGGCGGCCGUAAUUGGGAGGGCUUCAGUCCCGAUCCUUACCUGACUGGUGCGCUUUUUGCAGAGUCUAUCAAGGGUGUCCAAUCAACGGGACAAAUCGCAGUCGGCAAGCAUUACAUUGGCAACGAGCAGGAGCAUUUCCGACAGACACCUGAAACCUCAGGUUUCGGGCUCGCCAACAUCACCUACCCGGGAUCCAGCAACAUUGACGACGUGACGCUCCACGAAUUGUACGCUUGGCCUUUCGCUGACGGCGUUCGCGCCGGACUCGCAUCGAUCAUGUGCUCAUACAACCGCAUCAACAACUCCGAUGGUUGCCAGAACUCGUACCUACAGAACUACGUCUUAAAAAAUGAGCUCGGCUUUCAAGGCUUCAUUGUCAGCGACUGGCAAGCCACUCAUUCCGGAGUGUCUGCGAUCCUCGCUGGUCUGGACGUGUCGAUGCCUGGCGACAUUGUCUUCAACGAUGGACUCUCAUACUUUGGACCAAACCUGACUAUUGCCGUCUUGAACGGUACUGUGCCACAAUGGAGACUCGACGACAUGGUCGUUCGUGUCCUCGCAGGAUGGUACUAUGUCGAUGGCGACAGUGAAGAGAACAACAAGCCGACGAACUUCAACUCCUGGACGAAGGACACAUAUGGUGCCGUCCACCGAUAUGCUGGUCCACAGUACGGAUACGAGCUGAUCAAUGACCACGUCGAUGUUCGUAAGGAACACGGAAGGUUGAUUCGCCAGAUCGGAAGUGCGUCGACUGUGCUGCUGAAGAAUGUCAACCACACCCUUCCCCUUACUGGAAAGGAGAAGCUGACAACUGUGUUUGGAGACGACGCUGGCCCCAACCUCGCAGGACCCAACGGGUGUUCUAAUAGGGCAUGCGCGCAGGGAACUGUUGCCAUUGGUUGGGGCAGUGGUACUGCUGAAUUUCCAUACCUCAUUACUCCAGACGCUGCAAUCCAGCGAGAGGUUACUGAUCACUACGGCGCGUACGAGUCUAUCCUCAGCAACGGCGCUCUUCCACAAAUCCAGGCGCUGGCCAGACGUGCGGGUCAAGUCGGUGGCGUCUGCAUUGCAUUCGGAGCAGCAAACGCUGGUGAGGGUUUCGUUGCACCAGACAGCAACUACGGAGACCGCAACAAUCUCACCUUCUGGCAGGGCGCCAAUCAGAUGUUGCGCAAUGUUACUGCCAACUGCAACAACACUGUUCUUGUUGUCCACUCGCCCGGCGCCGUCGAAGUGGAGGAAUACAAGGACCAUCCUAACGUUACUGCCAUUCUUUGGGCUGGCAUGCCUGGCGAGCAGAGCGGCAACUCUUUGGCUGACGUCCUGUACGGACGAGUCAACCCUGGUGCUAAGCUUCCAUACACCAUCGGUCGCAACAGAUCCGAUUACGGCACUGAUGUACUAUACUACAUCAAUGGCGACCCGCCACAAUUCGAUUUCGAGGAAGGAAACUUCAUCGACUACAGGACUUUCGACCAGAGAGGCAUUGAGCCUGUUUACGAAUUCGGGUUCGGUCUGUCAUACACAACUUUCAACUACAGCAACAUCGAGGUCAGAGAUACCGGAGCUGGUCCCUACGUUCCACAAUCCGGCUCAACACAAGAAGCACCGACUUUCGGCACAGUCGACAUGGACCCAGCCGCCCACGUCUUCCCAAGCGAAAACUUUACCCGAGUUCCCUACUUCAUCUAUCCCUACCUCAACUCCUCCAACCUCGAAGAAUCCUACGGCCACAACGACUUCGGCGACAACAGCUUCAUCCCCUCAGGCAGUCUCGAAGGCACCGCCCAACCACUUCUCCCAGCAGGCGGCGCACCAGGCGGUAACCCAUCGCUUUGGGAUAUCCUUUUCGUCGUCUCCGUGGACAUCACCAACACCGGCGACCGCGACGGAGACGAAGUCGCUCAACUUUACGUCUCUCUCGGCGGACCUUACGAUCCCAAAGUCGUGCUUCGCGGCUUCGAACGAGUUAAUAUCCCUGCGGGCAAGACUGUUACUGUCGACUUCCAUUUGACGAGACGGGAUCUUUCGAAUUGGGAUUCGGCGAGACAGGACUGGGUUGUGAGGACGGAGAAUCAGAAGAAGGUUUAUGUGGGGAGUAGUUCGAGGCAGCUUUUGCUGGAGCAGGAUCUGCAGUUGUAGGCUGUGAAAGCGUGGAAGUGACAGCAGCGCAAAAAUGCAUAGAAGAUGAUGUGCGACAUUCGCAUGUGUAGAUUGACAUGCAGACCAGAUGACGAGAAAACAGCAUGAAAAUAAUGUAGCAUGAAUCAAUGAUCACGACGAAUUGUGAC